Molecule: messenger RNA, 1408 nt
Organism: Larimichthys crocea (large yellow croaker)
Lineage: Eukaryota; Metazoa; Chordata; Actinopteri; Sciaenidae
Product: protein yippee-like 5
Exons: 3
Coding region: 220-582 (120 amino acids)
Source: RefSeq, a predicted model, not a curated record
AUUGUAGCCAGCUUGAUAAACACCCAGCGCCAUUAUAACAGGCUGGUAGCAUCAACUGCUGUCCCGUGUUAUUGUUGUCAAACUGGACUCAGAGUAGAGGGGGAAAAAGGAGACUCUGUUUAAAGAUUUAAAGACUUUCCGGCGAUUAAAGACACUUCAACGGGAGAAUAUACCCUCCCAGCUGCAUAUCCGCUCAGUUAGCUGCCGUUACGAGACAAAAUGGGGCGAAUCUUCUUGGAUCACAUCGGCGGGACUCGCCUCUUCUCCUGCGCCAACUGUGACACCAUCCUGACCAACCGAGCUGAGCUCAUCUCCACUCGCUUCACCGGAGCCACCGGCCGAGCUUUCCUGUUCAACAAGGUUGUGAACCUGCAGCACAGCGAGGUGCAGGACCGAGUGAUGCUGACAGGAAGACACAUGGUGCGGGACGUCAGCUGCAAGAACUGCAACAGCAAGCUGGGCUGGAUGUACGAGUUCGCCACAGAGGAGAGCCAGCGCUACAAGGAGGGCCGCGUCAUCCUGGAGAGGGCGCUGGUGAGGGAGAGCGAAGGCUUUGAGCACGUCCCCUCCGACAACUCUUGAGUUUCCGCUUGUGUCGCCGCUAACAGUGCUCAACCCGUGCGUACUACAGCUUUUCCUCCAGCAGCAGUGCAUGGACUUGCAUGGACAGUGUGCCAUUCGUGAGUAGAGCUCCACCAAAAUAAUAUCACAAGCUGUGUCGCUGUGGGGAAACAAGAAUAUCUUCUAUGAUGGGUGAUAAUACCAUUGCUUCUCUACCCAUUUGAAAAUCGCCUGCAGCUUCAGUACUUUCCCAACAGGCUGUGAUGUUGGUAAAGUGUGUUGGUGUGGUGGGAUUUUGGCUGCAGUCAGAGGCAGAGGAUUCGCUCCUGCUGCCUGACAAGAAGCUCCGACAGAUAGAUGUUAUGUAGAGGUUUGAAUAGCCGAUACCUGCGCAGGUGAAUUCUGACUCUUCACUGAAGUUUUAGUCACUACGCAGUGUGUUUGGCGUGACACAAUGCCAGAAGUUCUUUAUUUCUUUAGUAUUCACUGUACCAAAGUCUUCCCCAGAAUAAGAGAGAAUAUUAGCAAAGUAAAUAGAUUUUAAUAUUUAUCAUCUUCAACAGAUUAUUGAUGUUAUCACUGAACUUAUGAAGAGUUUAGAUGCCUCCACUUUAUUUUAUACGAUAAAUUUGAUCAGGACAGGUUUUCAGACGUCUCGUUGUGAAUGUUCCAGCCACCUGAUUUACUGAUCUUACUUUUAAUUCCACGUGCUGUUCAGCCACUUCAGUUAAAGGUUUCACAAUUCUACAAAUAUUUCAGUUGAGCGGUGGAAAUUGAGAAAUGAUUUGGAUGAAACUUGGAACAUAUUUAUUUGUUUUUUGUCAAAAAUAAAUAAAUUCAAACAGUG